Molecule: messenger RNA, 2595 nt
Organism: Tarenaya hassleriana
Lineage: Eukaryota; Viridiplantae; Streptophyta; Magnoliopsida; Brassicales; Cleomaceae
Exons: 5
Biological process (GO): activation of GTPase activity
Molecular function (GO): GTPase activator activity
Source: RefSeq, a predicted model, not a curated record
AGCUGAAAAAGAACCAAGGACAGAGCAAAGUGGUUAGAGAGAGAGAGAAUUCACUUGUUGGGUGCUUUAUCUUUCUUCUUCUUCCUCUCCUUCUUUUUCAGCUUCGGCGUGCUGAAGAAGACGCAUAGAAGGAAUCAACAGUGAAAAGAAAAGUCAUCAUCCAGUGACAGAUUCCUCCAUCUCGACGGGAGAGGGGCAAUUCGGUCAUUUCCGUGCCGGGCUUCGGCUGCCACUUCCCAUCAGGCGGAGGUCUCUCUCACCCGCGGCAGAGAUUCGCCGCCGAAGAUGUUUUCCAUGGAGGAAUGCCCUUGCUUCCUGUGAUUCUCCUUUGAUCGCUGCGUAGCAUGCUGGAGAUUUUUUUCGUGGGUAUUUUGGAUGAUUUGAUUUCGUGGAUUUGAGUUUGAGAUUAGAUGAAAUCAUGAAAGCUUUGCGGCGAAGCUACACCUCUACGUCUUCCGCGAAUCCGACGUCGUCGUCUUCUUCUUCUUCUUCACCGUCGUUGUCUUCCUCUUCUUCUUCUUGGAUCCAUCUCCGAUCGGUUCUAUUCGUAGCGAAUCCUUCAUCCCCAUCUUCGACCUCUUCGUCCGAUCGGAGCCGGUCGAAAUCUCCGUGGUCUCGCCGGAAAAGGAAAUGGGCACUCACGCCGCAGCAGUGGAAGAGUUUGUUUACGCCGGAGGGCAAACUCCGUGAUGGCGGGGUUGGAUUCCUUAAGAAAGUUCGAAGUAGAGGUGUUGAUCCCAGUAUCCGACCAGAGGUUUGGCUGUUCCUACUCGGAGUGUAUGACUUGAAUAGUUCCAGUGAAGAAAGAGAGGUGGCGAGAACUGAGAAAAGGAAGGAGUAUGAAAAACUGCAGAGACAGUGCCGGAAGCUUCUGAACUCCGGCAAUGGGAAUUCAUCUGAUGAUGGCGAUGGCUGCAGCCCCACAGAUGCCAUCAGUUUCACAGAGUCACCCUUUGGAGAGAUGAACAGCCAUAGCAUUGGAUUCGUUGAUGCAGAUAUCUCAGCACCGAAUUCCGAGUCAUCUGAUUCAGAUUCCUUUGAAGAUCCCGAAAUCUUUCUGCUAUUCCCAUCUUUCAAGUUCAGCCACGAGAAAGACGAAUAUAACAGUCCCAGUCCCAUCGAGAAUAAUCCUACUCCAGCUACUGAAAUCCAUUAAAAGUGUACGACUUUUGGAUUAUUACCACCAGGAAUCUGCCAUUACCUGCAACUGUGUCGAUAUGGGUUUUGCUUCUUCUUCUUCUUCUUCUUCAAUGAAACAGAAAACGCUCUUCGUGCAGAUUCCGAGUGGGCGACAUACUCUCCCUACGCUUCCGCAGUUACCGAAACCAGAGCUCACCGUUCAGCCAAGUCUGUCGGGUUAAAAGACUAUGAUCAUCACAUAGAACCAUGCAGGCUUUUUCACGCCGCACGGCUCGUUGCUAUCCUUGAAGCCUAUGCACUGUACGACCCGGAGAUCGGGUACUGCCAGGGAAUGAGCGAUCUGCUCUCCCCGAUCCUCGCAGUGAUCACCGAAGAUCAUGAGGCUUUCUGGUGCUUCGUGGGUUUCAUGAAGAAGGCUCGACAUAAUUUCAGGCUCGACGAGGCAGGGAUCCAAAGGCAGCUGAAUAUCGUAUCGAGAAUCAUCAAAUACAAGGAUUCACAGCUUUACAAGCACUUGGAGAAUCUCCAGGCCGAAGAUUGCAGCUUUGUUUACAGGAUGGUAUUGGUGAUGUUCAGAAGGGAACUGACUUUCGAGCAGACACUCUGUCUCUGGGAAGUGAUGUGGGCAGAUCAAGCCGCCAUUAGAGCUGGGGUUGGUGGAAAAUCGCCAUGGAGCAGAAUCAGACAACAAGCUCCACCCACCGAUGAUCUGUUGCUAUAUGCCAUUGCAGCGUUAGUUCUACGCAGGAAGCUGAUAAUACAGAGAUACAGCAGUAUGGAUGAGAUUGUGGAGGAGUGUAACAGUAUGGCCGGACAGCUCGAUGUGUGGAAGCUCCUCGAUGACGCUCAUCACCUCAUCGUUACCCUCCACGAUAAGAUCGAACCCUGAAAUCGUCAUCCUUUCCCAUCUCGUUUCCGCCUCCCCUUUUACCCGUUUUGCUCGGCUUGAAUCGGAAGUGUUUCACUCAUGCACUCAAUCUAGCCGUUGCUGCUCUUUCUGAAGCUUUCAGACAAGGUUGAGGUUAUUGUACCACACAAGAACUCUGCUCCACUUGCCUGUUCUGUCUUUCCAAAGGCUAUUCCUUUUGUUUUCUCUCUUUAUUUUCCCUCAUUAUACAACACGGAGAACACAAUGCAUUGUAUCUGAAUCAUAUGAUGUUCUUCAUCUUAAACAGAGCCAAAUCAAACUGUUCAUUAUGGCUUCUAUGUUUGUCUGAUAACCAGACUGAACUCUUUUUCCGACCAAACUGUCUCAAUCUGGGAGAGAAGAAACUGCAAAUACAUGUCUUGUUUAUUCAGAUAACAUAACAGUGACCGAACACAAACGAAUCUAACAAUGCAUUUAUAUCGUUUUCGUGGCUUAACAAGAAAUCAGCAAUAAUCUAAGUCUAAGAUCACACACAAAAAAGAGAGCGCCAGUAUAUUACAUUCUCCAACCCAAGAGCCAGAAGAAGA